Molecule: messenger RNA, 1128 nt
Organism: Chrysochloris asiatica (Cape golden mole)
Lineage: Eukaryota; Metazoa; Chordata; Mammalia; Afrosoricida; Chrysochloridae
Gene: CCDC86
Product: coiled-coil domain containing 86
Exons: 5
Coding region: 1-1128 (375 amino acids)
Cellular component (GO): nucleolus
Source: RefSeq, a predicted model, not a curated record
AUGGGUACACCGGUAAGGCGCAGCCGGAGGCUGGAAGGCCUAAAUCCUGAACCCCCGGAGAGCCCCACGUCAGUUUUGCGGGCGCGACGGGCUCUUGUGGAGUUCAAGUCGAACCCAGAGGUAACGAAGGAGCCCGGUUCCCCUCCAAGUCCUCCCAGGCAACUCGGCCUGGAAUCCCCGGGGCGUCAGGCGGAAGCAAGCCCUGGAUCGCCCGGUCUCCGGCAGGAUGUAGUACUGGGGUCUCCCCGAAAACAGUCAGAGUCGGACCCAGGGUCCUCCCAGCAUCAGCAAAAUCCAAGCCUGGAGUCACCCCGAAGUCAGCCGGAGUCGAUCCCUGAUUCCUCCCUAUGCCAGCCAAAGCCAAGUGAGGAGCCUCCGAAGUUCUCCCAGGACCCUGGAACGAAGGCACCAAAGACCUUCCCGAGCCAGGCUGGAGCCGGCUCGGAGUGGACCCAGAAUAAGGAGGAAGUGGCACCGGGAUCUCCCCAACAUCACCUGCAGCCGGGCCCAGGAUCACCAGAGCCAUCCCACGGCCAGCAAGCGACGGGUCCGGAACCCUCGCAGCCGUUGCAGGAGCUGAAACUCCAGUCACCCAGCUCCCCCCGGAGUCACCUGGAGCCGGGCAAGCCAACCCCAGCUGAAGAGACGGUGGUACCAGGCGUUGUCAGGGCAAAGAAGCGGAAGGGUUCUUCAUCCCAGACCCCAGCUUCCAAAGCGCUGAAGAAGGAGGCUGAAGAGGUGCUGAUGAUCCCGAAGGGGAAGCCCAAGUCCGGCCGGGUGUGGAAGGAUCGCUCCAAGAAGAGGUUCUCACAGAUGGUUCAGGACAAACCCCUGCGCACCUCCUGGCAGCGGAAGAUGAAGGAGCGGCAGGAGCGGAAGCUGACCAAGGACUUUGCCCAGCACCUGAAAGAGGAGAAGGAGAGGCGCCGGCAGGAGAAGCAGCAGCGGCGGGCUGAGAACCUGAAACGGCGCCUGGAGAAUGAGCGGAAGGCAGAGGUGGUCCAAGUGAUCCGAAAUCCCACCAAGCUCAAGCGGGCAAAGAAGAAGCAACUCCGAGCCAUUGAGAAGCGGGACACCCUGGCCCUACUGCAGAAACAGCCACCCCAGAGGCCAGCGGUGAAGAUCUGA